CGCGAUGAAUGAUUUUGAGAAAGACCCUGGAGAUUCCACAGCCCUUCUGUAAUUGUGUCCGGAUCUUGAUGGUUCGCUGACCGAUAAGCGACAACGGUAAAUCCAGAUGGUUGCUACGAGGGUGCGCCCACGGUCAGAGAGGGCUUCAACCACUUAGUUUGGACUACAUAUUGUAGGAAACUGUGGCACAUUUAAAUGGACUGUUUCGUUGCGCCUUAUGUAUCCUUCUUGGCGUCACCCAUCAAUGAAGCUACUGAAAUUUGUGAGACAAAAGACCCUGCCAGAGGAUAAUCAUGUACAAGUGGACGGCACAGACACUGAAAUGCACUUCACUGAAAGGUGACUUCCAGCCACUUUGCAUUCCCCAAACCAAUGAAUAUGCCAGGACUUGAUGAUGAGCUCCAACAGUACCGACCCUGGCCUCUACAUGGCUCUCAGCUCCCCGGGAAUGGGAAUUGUCUACCCCUGGUCAGAGCUAAUUAACCUGAAUGACAACAAUUCUUUCCUCAGUAGCCUCUUCAACCUCACAGGCUCACUCAACGAGACUGUGACCUCUCCGACCCAUGACCCUCUGGGGGGUCACACUGUGUGGCAGGUGGUCCUCAUCAUCCUCUUCACAGGCCUUCUGUCACUGGUCACAAUCAUCGGCAAUAUCCUAGUGGUGGUGUCCUUCAAGGUGAACCGCCAACUUAAGACUGUCAACAAUUACUUCCUGCUCAGCCUGGCCGUGGCUGACCUCAUCAUUGGAGUGAUCUCCAUGAACCUCUAUACCACCUACAUCAUAAUGGGCCAUUGGGCCCUAGGGAACUGGGCCUGUGACCUAUGGCUAGCUAUUGACUAUGUGGCAAGUAAUGCAUCAGUCAUGAACCUGCUUGUCAUCAGCUUUGACCGCUAUUUCUCUAUUACUCGGCCACUCACUUAUCGGGCCAAGCGGACCACUCGGCGGGCCGGCCUAAUGAUUGGCCUGGCCUGGUUUGUGUCUCUGGUCCUGUGGGCCCCAGCCAUCCUGUUCUGGCAGUACUUUGUGGGAGAGCGCACUGUGCCACCGGAUAAGUGUUACAUCCAGUUUCUCUCAGAGCCCAUCAUUACAUUCUGCACGGCUAUGGCUGCCUUCUAUCUACCUGUCACUAUUAUGAGUAUACUCUACUGGCGUAUCUACAGAGAGACACAAAAACGAGCACAGGAGCUGGCGGGCUUACAGGGCUCUGGGGCCCGAGGCGGGGGAGGGGAGAGGGCUCACUUUGUUCACCACCAGGUUGGGAGCGCCAGGAACUGCAGCCGGUAUGAGCUAACCCAGUCCUCAGAGAGGACAAGUCCUGGCCAGGCAUUUGCCGCUACCUUCCAUGGCUUGCCCAUGAUGCACUCGUGGCGGCCAGGAAGCACCCGCCCCGGGGAGGGAAACACCCGCCACAGCAGCACCAACAGCUGGAACAACAACAACGCCAGGAUGUCAGUCGAUCACUCUGGCUCGUCUGAGGAGGAGGAGGGAAACGGCGGAGGUAUAUUGCCCCAGGGCCAUGCCAUCUUCUCCAUAGUCCUUAACCUCCCAGGGAUAAAGGCAGCUGUCAGUUCCCACCUCACAUCCUGUGAGGACCUCGAAGGAGCCACGGACGAGAAGCCGCUGAGGGGGGAGGAAGACAGUCGGGAUAGCCUCCCUAGCACCACCACCAACAUCACCCCAACCACCAGCCCUGAUGGGGUCAACCCAGACACCAACAGCUACCACCAACGCUUCCCCUCUUCCAUCUCCAAAGUCCAAACAAUGCCUUCCAUCGAGGCCACCAAAGAGGGGCCACUCUCUAGCUCCACCACUACCACCACUAAAUCAUCCAUCUCCUUUAAAGAGGCAGCCCUUGCCAAGAAAUUUGCUUCCAGGGCACGGACACAGAUCACAAAGCGCAAGCGCAUGUCUCUGAUUAAAGAAAAAAAAGCAGCACAGACCCUCAGCGCCAUCCUGUUUGCCUUCAUCAUCACAUGGACUCCGUACAACAUCAUGGUUCUGGUCAAUACCUUCUGUAUUGGCUGCAUCCCCCAGGCUCUGUGGGCGCUGGGAUACUGGCUGUGCUAUGUCAACAGCACUGUCAACCCCAUGUGCUAUGCCCUGUGCAACAAGACCUUCCGCACCACAUUCAAGAUGAUACUGCUCUGCCGUUGGGACCAGCGCAAACGCCGGCGGAAGCAGCAGAUCCAGGAGCGGCAGUCUGUUGUGUUCCACCGCAGAAUUCCCAGAGACUCAACGUAGAGGGAUGUUCUGUAGACCCAGUGGGAUUCUGGUGAAGUCUCAGAUUUGAAUUCUCAGUGAAUGGAUGAGGCAUCCUACGGCUCUGUGUUGUUUUAUUAGCAUAGAUGUUCCCAGGAAUUGCGGCCAUGUUUUUGCUGUGAUGGCCGAACCUCCCCGGAGAUGUGUUCCUCUGUUUCUUGAGUUGAGCUCCCGUGGUGAAAGUUUCAUUUUGAUUAUUGGAGCGCUCUGUAUUUCAGAGUUGUGUCACAAAAACCAAUAGAACAAGGGCUUUGAAGGGGGAGACAAACAGAUAGUAGGGACAUAUCGAGUGAAAUUGAUACCUAGAAGUUUACAUAACAUUUAAUAUUGAUUUAGGAGUUUCAAUUCUCAUCAUUUCUUUCACAGUGAUACUUUAUUGAGUAUUGAG
This is a messenger RNA of Esox lucius (northern pike), 2648 nucleotides long. It is a transcript of the gene chrm3a, whose product is annotated as cholinergic receptor, muscarinic 3a. The record is from RefSeq and is a predicted model, not a curated record. Gene Ontology annotation, cellular component: synapse; plasma membrane; dendrite. The transcript is spliced from 3 exons. Gene Ontology annotation, molecular function: G protein-coupled acetylcholine receptor activity; G protein-coupled serotonin receptor activity. Gene Ontology annotation, biological process: positive regulation of smooth muscle contraction; regulation of vascular associated smooth muscle contraction; saliva secretion. NCBI's taxonomy places the organism in Eukaryota, Metazoa, Chordata, Actinopteri, Esociformes, Esocidae. Bases 392 to 2242 code for a protein of 616 amino acids.